GCCGAUGAGAUUCUCCGAGAUUCCCAGCGAUGGAGCCCGAAUUCUUGGAGGUCGAGGUCAAUGGUCUAGCAGGACAUCUCUGCCAUCUCCACCUCAACCGCCGACAGAGGCUCAGCGUGCAAGAUCUCAAGACGACCAUUGAGGAGCACUGCAGCAUCGCUGCGGUGGAGCAGCGCCUUUUCCUGAACUCCACGGAGCUCUUCUCCACGGAGCAGCUCCUGAACAGCUCGGGUCGCGAGCUGACCUUGGUCCGACGUAGCAGCUUGCAGGUCCAAUGGCUUCAGGAGGUUUCAAAGAAUGGGAAAGCCUUUGCCGAAGCGCCCCUGGAAGUCUUGAGAGACAAGGAGAUCGAGAACAAGCCGCCCCCGGUGGCAAUCGAGACGGCUCAGGCUGCGGAACUCAUCCAUGACAGCCAAGUGCCCUUCGAGGCACCACUCCCUCCAUCGAGAGGGGCCGCGAUCAACGCCAUGCCGUGCACUGACCGCUGGCGCCAGGAGACCAUUUUUGAGGCCUUGCAGCAAGAUUGGCGUUUGUUGCAGUAUGUCCCUGAAGAUCUUCGGGAACAAAUCGACAUCAUCGAGGCGGCGCUCCAGCAGGGCGGAUCCGUCUCGCGCGUGGUCCCGGAGCACCGCCGCGGCGACGCACGCUUGGCACAAGCGGCGGUGAAGUUGGACGGCUCUGCCUUGCGCUAUUUUGAUGCGGAGGUGAUGGAAGACAAGGAUCUGGUGAUGAAAGCCGUGAAGCAGUAUCCUGAUGCUUUGGAGUUUAUCCCAAAGCAUUUCCUCAAGGAUCCAGAUGUGAUUCGAUGCGCGGUGGAGUCCGAUGGGACCUGCCUCUCUUACGCGCAUGAAGACUUACGAGGCGAUGUUGACCUGGUUUUCGCGGCAGUUCAGCAGGAGGGCAUGGCCCUCGAGUAUGCCAGUGAAGAGCUUCAGGCAGAUCGCCGCCUGGUGCUCGCCGCACUCCGCGCGGACGGCUCGGCGCUGCAGUUUGCGGGCGAUGCCCUGCGGGAGGACGAGGAGGUGGUCUAUGCGGCCCUACGCUCAGACGGCUUGGCGUUGGAGUUCGCACAUCCCAGCAAGCGUAGCGAUAAGGAGCUGUUGCUCUUCGCCAUUCGGAAGGAUCCUCGCGCCUUCGAGCAUGCAGCGCCCGAGCUGCGUGCUGACGUGGAGGUGGUGCGCGCUGCCGUGGCAAGGGCAUCGAUGGGCCACGGCCGCGCCAGCGACCAGCCAGAGGAUAAGGCUGGCAUGCUGGCGCUGGUGGCUAGCCAUGUACCCGAGGAGCUUAUCGAUGAAUUAGAUCCCGCCUCUGGUCUGAAGAAAUGUUCUGGGGGCCAACCCUCAGACGGCACGAUUACCAGGGAAGAGCAAGUAACCAGGGAAGAGCAUGGAAUUUGAGCACGGGUAUGGGUGAAGCAAACACGUUAAAGUUUGUGAGUAAACAUAUCCCACCAUGAGUGAGUUGGAGAAGGUAAAACGGAAUGUGUGUUGAGCGGUUGGGGUUGGUGCCAUCAUCUUCAGCAUAUAUAUAUAUAUAUAUGUAUGCAUAUAUAUAGCGCAUAUAGAGCAAUUUACCUUUGGAAGGGGCUCUUUGGUUCAAGACUGUAUGGUUCAUGGCAUGGGUGUAUAUGGUCCUUGGUCUAGCUUGGCUUGUUCCUGACCUGCACAGUGCGUGGAAACCUUCAGGUAGAGGAUACCUGGAUCCUGGACACUAAAUGCAUCUAAUACGGAUUGUGGGGAGACAGUGUCCAGUUCAACCACCAUGGCAGGAACCUACAGCUAGAGGGAAAAAGAACCAUCCAUGAUUGCUGCUCAUACUUGAAUGGUAGGACCUCAAGCUCCUUUUUUGGGAGGGAAGUUCUUCCAACGGCGCCGUUGGACCUCCUGCGCUACACCGUGAUUUUGGGAGCUCAAAGGGUUGGACCCAGCUCACAAGGUUGGACCCUGGUAAAGGUACACACCAAAUACCAAAUACAAAACAAGGCCGGAGGUUGGUCGUGCUGAUUUUGGCUGUUCUAUCUAUUGUUUCAGGCAUUUUCCAAGCAGAGUCCUUGAACUAGUAACUAGACCCACCAGACCGAACUGCUCCAAGAAAACACACAGUCACAUUCCUAAAGGUCUUUAACAUACAUUCCCGUAGGUUAACCCCCUUUAGGAAUAAUUUCCAACGUUGUGCUUUCUUAAGAGCUAAUCAACAAUGUGGCUUGCACACAGGAGGCGACAGAAAGAGAGAUAGAGAGAGAGAGAGCGCGCGAGCAAGCGAGAAGAGAGAGGGACAGGGAAAGAUACGAACUGAUCGCCGAGGUGUGUGUGUGUGUGUUUGUGUGUUUUCGGCAGUUUUCGGGCUUAGCCAAGGUUGAGCUGAGUUAGGCGCCGACUACUUUGGCUGUGCUAGGAGCUGACAGUCUUCUCACACAUGUAUUCCACCCCAUUUGGUAUCAGAUAUCAUGGCGCUCAGAGGUUGGAACCCAGUGUCAAAACGGGUAGCCAAGCUUUGCCAUCCCAUCCUACCGUAACCAUGGAAUGGAGAUAACGUAUUUCAUGCUAUGGCCUCUAUGUUUGUUAGGGGCUACUGUACUGGGAGGGAGCUAUGUGAAUGUUCAUGAUAUAGAGACCAUACCUUGACAUAAGCGAUAACAAACAAAGUUUAUCAUUGUUUGCCCCUCAUCCUCUGAGUAUCCCCAUCCUGCUCCAUCCGGUCAGCUUUUUUCCGGUGGCACAGGUGUCGGCCAAUCGAUAUCGAGAUGCACUCUCAGAAGACGAAGCGGGAGAAGUGGAAGUGACCAUAUGGCAUGCUGGACUAUAGGCCCACAAACUCAUGCUUUGGAAGCAGCUUCUGCAUCAUCGACACCUCUCCGUGCGCAGCAGACGCUCGGACCACGGAUCUCGCACUGGCAGCCCACCUUCGACAGCUCGGUCGCUGAAUGAAAUCGAGGAACUGAAUGGCGCUGGCUACGAGCACUGGACCAAGAUGGAUCAAGCCUGGGCACUGCAAGAUGCAGACCCAAAAACCACUGGGUUGUAGAGGAACAUGGUCUGUGGGUUUUUUGAGGGGGCCAUCGGCCUACCCAGGAAUCUCCAUGCUACUGGCGGAACAGGGUUGGCGGCCAUCACAUCCCGAAAACAAUAUGAAAACAUUGGUCAUUUUCCAUGUGUUCUUCCGUGUUUUUGUUGGGGUGUUGACUGGCCACCCUCUCAAAUACCACUUGCACUUGCAAGAUCUCGCAAAAAUGCGAGUUGCAGCUUUUUGGCGCGACCGUGAAGCGAUCGCAUGGAUUUGGCAGAAGGACUUCCCCAGAAUGCUCGCGGCGAA
This is a messenger RNA of Durusdinium trenchii, 3312 nucleotides long. The record is from the annotation of a GenBank genome assembly. Lineage: Eukaryota; Dinophyceae; Suessiales; Symbiodiniaceae.